This is a messenger RNA of Pseudomyrmex gracilis, 1510 nucleotides long. RefSeq names its product microtubule-associated protein RP/EB family member 1 (gene Eb1). NCBI's taxonomy places the organism in Eukaryota, Metazoa, Arthropoda, Insecta, Hymenoptera, Formicidae. Gene Ontology annotation, molecular function: microtubule plus-end binding. The coding region runs from base 350 to 1201 and encodes 283 amino acids. The transcript has 6 exons. Gene Ontology annotation, cellular component: cytoplasmic microtubule; microtubule organizing center; spindle midzone. Gene Ontology annotation, biological process: protein localization to microtubule plus-end; regulation of microtubule polymerization or depolymerization; spindle assembly. The record is from RefSeq and is a predicted model, not a curated record.
CGGGCAAAUUGGCGAAAUAAACGAUUCCGAUCGUUGCGUCGAAUCGAUCUCGAGCGGACGAUCCUUUGCGGUGCCGAGAUCGCGGCGCGCACGGAGAUAAAGAAUUCCGAAUAUGUCGACCGCGACAAUUUCGUGCCAAAAAGAGUGCGUGGAAUGUUGUAUUUCCUGAGGUCGUCUCCUCGAGCACGACCGUUCGAUUAAUCCUGACCACGCUCGGAAUCGCCACGACGUGAUCGGACGUGCCGGAAAGUCUCGGUUAUCGUCAAAGACUCCGUUUUAUUGGGUUUAUUUAUAUAUCAGAUGUACAGACGCCGAAUGAAUUCAUUCGCGUUAAAACAAACAGAUCAACAUGGCUGUUAAUGUGUACGCGACAAAUAUGACGUCGGACAAUCUUAGUCGUCAUGAUAUGCUGGCGUGGGUGAACGACUGUUUGCAGUCAUCGUUUACCAAGAUUGAGGAAUUAUGUACCGGAGCGGUCUACUGUCAGUUUAUGGACAUGCUAUUUCCCGGCAGUGUACCUCUGAAAAGGGUUAAAUUCAAGACCAAUCUGGAGCACGAGUACAUACAAAAUUUCAAAAUUCUUCAAGGUGGCUUCAAAAAAAUGAAUGUGGAUAAGGUAAUACCAGUGGAUAAGCUGAUAAAAGGACGUUUUCAAGACAACUUUGAAUUUCUCCAAUGGUUCAAAAAGUUUUUUGAUGCUAAUUACGAUGGUCGUGAGUACGAUGCUUACGAUGCACGUGGCUGCAUACCAUUGGGUUCGGGUGUGGACGGCACGCACACUCUGUCAAAUCCUCAAUUGGUGCCUCUGCCGCCGCAAUCCAAGCCCCAACAAAGACACAUACAGCAACGUAACAACAUGCCGCGACAACAGCAGGUAAGUAAAGUUCAACCGGCAUAUCGUGCGCAACCGAAGACGACCCCGGCAGUUGGCAAUCGCGGUGAUAGUGGAAAAAUCGAAGAGCUGAAUGCGCAGGUGCUCGAGUUAAAAAUGUCGCUCGAAGGUCUGGAAAAGGAGAGAGAUUUCUAUUUCGGAAAAUUACGUGACAUCGAGGUCAUGUGCCAAGAUUGCGAUAAUAGCGGUGAUCCUCCACCUAUUGUACAGAAAAUUUUAGACGUUCUUUACGCAACAGAGGACGGUUUUGCACCACCCGAAGAACUGGAGGGCGACGGUCUAGCGCCCGACGACGAGGAGGAAUAUUAACCUUUUUUUAUUUACGAUUAUAAUCGAAGAAUGAGAAAACAACAAAUUAUCCAAGUGCGGUUCUUUUUAUCAUGCCUGUCAGCCAGCAUUAGUACCCUUUGCAUAACCGUUUAAGCUCCUUCAAGCAAAUUCAAGCAGUUCUUCAACGGAUUAUAUAUGUUUUGUUAAUAAAUUUCACCAAAAAAUCAUUAAUAUUCGCACGAAAUUUAGAGUAGACACAAAACCGAGUAGUGCACUUGAAUAACUUGGAUCUGUGACUGUUGGAGAAUGAGAGGAAGAGAGAGAGAGAAAGAAAGAGAGAGAGAGAGA